This is a messenger RNA of Suncus etruscus (white-toothed pygmy shrew), 1950 nucleotides long. RefSeq names its product SRY-box transcription factor 9 (gene SOX9). The transcript has 3 exons. Gene Ontology annotation, biological process: chondrocyte differentiation; oligodendrocyte differentiation; positive regulation of chondrocyte differentiation. NCBI's taxonomy places the organism in Eukaryota, Metazoa, Chordata, Mammalia, Eulipotyphla, Soricidae. Gene Ontology annotation, molecular function: DNA-binding transcription factor activity, RNA polymerase II-specific; RNA polymerase II cis-regulatory region sequence-specific DNA binding. The coding region runs from base 271 to 1872 and encodes 533 amino acids. Gene Ontology annotation, cellular component: nucleus. The record is from RefSeq and is a predicted model, not a curated record.
CCCCUGUUUGCUCUUUUCCUCCCCUUCUUCUGCUUCUACUCCAAGUAAGUGUACUGCGCCCACCUUGGAGCGGGCACCCCGCGGGCCUUCCUGCAGCCGUCACCGACCCGACCGAAGCCGGGUGAGCCGCAGGCGCCCCGCGGGCAGCUCCCCUGCGCGUCCGGGCAGCCGCUACAGAAGGGGAGAAGGAACCCGCGCGUCGCCUCGCCUCCCCCUCCACCCCUUUUCCCGGCCAUCCAGCCCCUAAGCCAACCCCCCGGGCCCGAACGCAUGAAUCUCCUGGACCCCUUCAUGAAGAUGACCGACGAGCAGGAGAAGGGCCUGUCCGGCGCCCCCAGCCCCACCAUGUCCGACGACUCGGCGGGCUCCCCGUGCCCCUCCGGCUCCGGCUCGGACACGGAGAACACGCGGCCCCAGGAGAACACGUACCCCAAAGGCGAGCCGGAUUUGAAGAAGGAGAGCGAGGAGGACAAGUUCCCCGUGUGCAUCCGAGAGGCGGUCAGCCAGGUGCUCAAAGGCUACGACUGGACCCUGGUGCCCAUGCCCGUGCGCGUCAACGGCUCCAGCAAGAACAAACCCCACGUCAAGCGCCCCAUGAACGCCUUCAUGGUGUGGGCACAGGCGGCACGCAGGAAGCUGGCGGACCAGUACCCGCACCUGCACAACGCCGAGCUCAGCAAGACGCUGGGCAAGCUCUGGAGAUUGCUGAAUGAGAGCGAGAAGCGACCCUUCGUGGAGGAGGCGGAGAGGCUGCGUGUCCAGCACAAGAAAGACCACCCGGAUUAUAAGUACCAGCCUCGCCGGAGGAAGUCGGUGAAGAACGGGCAGGCGGAGGCCGAGGAGGCCACGGAGCAGACCCACAUCUCCCCCAACGCCAUCUUCAAGGCGCUGCAGGCCGACUCUCCACAUUCCUCCUCCGGCAUGAGCGAGGUGCAUUCCCCCGGCGAGCACUCCGGGCAAUCCCAAGGCCCCCCGACGCCCCCCACCACCCCCAAAACCGACGCGCAGCCGGGCAAAGCCGACCUGAAACGCGAGGGGCGGCCCCUGCCUGAGGGGGGCCGGCAGCCUCCCAUCGAUUUCCGCGACGUGGACAUCGGCGAGCUGAGCAGCGACGUCAUCUCCAACAUCGAGACCUUCGACGUGCACGAAUUCGACCAGUACCUGCCCCCCAACGGCCACCCGGGGGUGCCCGUGACCACGCACGGCGGCCAGGUCACCUACACGGGCAGCUACGGCAUCAGCAGCGGAGGCGGCGGGGCAGCGGCCACGGGAGCGCCCGGCCAGAGUCAGGGCCACGUGUGGCUCUCCAAGCAGCAGGCGCCCCCGCCACCCCCGCAGCAGCAACCCCAGGCCCCGCAGCCGCCGCAACAGCCCCCGCAGGCCCCGCAGCCACCGCAACAGCCGCAGCAGCAGCCGCCCCCGCAGCCCCAGGGCGCCCCGCAGCCUCCCACCGCGCACACGCUCACCCCGCUAAGCAGCGAGCCGGGCCAGGCGCAGCGCACGCAGAUCAAGACGGAGCAGCUGAGCCCCAGCCACUACAGCGAGCAGCAGCAUUCCCCGCAACAGCUGGCCUACAGCCCUUUCAGCCUCCCGCACUACAGCCCCGCAUACCCGCCCAUCACCCGCGCUCAGUACGACUACGCGGCCGCGGCCGCCGCUGAGCACCAGAACUCCGCCUCUGCCUCCUACUACAGCCACGCGGCCAGCCAGGGCGCGGGGCUCUACCCCACCUUCACCUACAUGAACCCCGCGGCGCAGCGACCCAUGUACACCCCGAUCGCCGACCCCUCGGGGGUGCCGUCCAUCCCGCAGACGCACAGCCCGCAGCCCUGGGAUCAGCAGCCCGUCUACACGCAGCUCACCCGGCCCUGAGCCGGCCAUCUCCUCUGUGCGCCCUAGGCGCGCGCGCGCGCGCCUCCACCGUCUUCAUCUCCAUCACCACCACUUCUA